Messenger RNA from Nicotiana attenuata, 1217 nucleotides. RefSeq names its product 60S ribosomal protein L5. Gene Ontology annotation, biological process: ribosomal large subunit assembly; translation. Lineage: Eukaryota; Viridiplantae; Streptophyta; Magnoliopsida; Solanales; Solanaceae. The coding region runs from base 110 to 1018 and encodes 302 amino acids. The transcript has 9 exons. Gene Ontology annotation, cellular component: ribosome; cytosolic large ribosomal subunit. Gene Ontology annotation, molecular function: structural constituent of ribosome; 5S rRNA binding. The record is from RefSeq and is a predicted model, not a curated record.
UCAAUUAGCUUCGCAGCAGCAAUUGUUCCUCUCAUUAGCUACUUCUCUUUCCCCACUCCCCACUCCCCCUCACUCGCGGCCGCCGCCGGAGUUUCAUCAAGGAGCAACAAUGGCCUUCAUCAAAGUCCAGAAGACAAGGGCUUAUUUCAAGCGUUUCCAGGUUAAAUUCAAGAGAAGGAGAGAGGGGAAAACCGACUACAGAGCGAGGAACAGGUUGAUCAAUCAGGACAAAAAUAAGUACAACACUCCAAAAUAUCGUUUGGUUGUCCGAUUUACUAACAAGGACAUAAUUGCACAAAUUGUGUCGGCUAGUAUUGCUGGUGACAUGAUUCUUGCCUCUGCUUAUGCUAAUGAGCUGCCUCGUUAUGGCCUUGAAGUUGGACUGACAAAUUAUGCUGCUGCCUACUGUACUGGACUUCUUUUGGCACGACGAGUUCUCAAAAAGCUUGAAAUGGACGAGGAGUAUCAAGGGAACCUUGAGGCCAAUGGGGAGGAUUACUCUGUUGAACCUGCUGAAAGCAGGAGGCCUUUCCGUGCUCUCUUGGAUGUUGGCCUUAUAAGGACUACUACAGGAAAUCGUGUCUUUGGUGCUCUCAAGGGUGCGUUGGAUGGUGGACUUGAUAUCCCUCACAGUGAGAAGAGGUUUGCUGGAUUCAGCAAGGAUUCUAAGCAACUUGAUGCUGAUGUUCACCGCAACUACAUUUAUGGUGGUCAUGUUGCUACGUACAUGAAGACUCUGAUCGAAGAUGAACCUGAGAAGUAUCAGUCACACUUUAGUGAGUACAUCAAGAAGGGUCUUGAGGCUGAUCACCUCGAGGAGAUGUACAAGAAAGUUCAUGCUGCCAUACGCGCUGAUCCUACCUUCAAGAAGUCAGACAAACAGCCUCCCAAGCAGCACAAGAGGUACAAUCUAAAGAAGCUAACUUAUGAGGAAAGGAAGGCUAAGUUGAUCGAGAGGCUGAACGCCUUGAAUUCAGCUGCUGGAAAUGACGACGACGAUGAUGAGGAUGACGAGUAAAGUGCAGUACAAGAAUCCUGAAAUAUUGUUGCUUAUGUUUUUAUCAUACUGUGUUUUUGCUUCUUUAUUGAUAUCUCAGUUUUGCAUGCUCAGUAGAAUGAGAAUUCACCAGUUAGACAAUUUACAAGAUUGUAGUGCGUGUAUUCCAAAUUCAACAAAGAACUUUUUUCCCCUUAUCAUCCUUGCAGCACGUGGGCUA